Anastrepha ludens (Mexican fruit fly) is the source of this 2190-nucleotide messenger RNA. Its product is annotated as calcium and integrin-binding protein 1-like. Gene Ontology annotation, molecular function: calcium ion binding. The transcript is spliced from 5 exons. The record is from RefSeq and is a predicted model, not a curated record. Lineage: Eukaryota; Metazoa; Arthropoda; Insecta; Diptera; Tephritidae. Bases 277 to 834 code for a protein of 185 amino acids.
CAUCAAUGUUCUCUGAGCAGCAGCAUCAGCAUCAUUUGCCAAUUGUUGUGGUGGUCCCGAUAGGGGUCUUUUGUGUGUUCAAUUGUGGGGUGGAGUUCAGAGUUUAAAAAUAUGUACAUAUAUCAGUGGAAAAUAAAUAAAACCAGGCUGGAAUGUAUCAACCAAAAUAGCAUUAUAACGCAGGAAGGUUUACAGUGGUGAUUAUUUGAGACCAGAUUACAGUUGGCGGCAAUUCUUUAAGACGGACGGUAAAGCUUUGUGCUCUGCAGUAGCGAUAUGGGCCAGACUAAAAGCCAAUUCACCGAGGAAGAGUUACAGGAUUACGAAGAUUUGACAUUUUUUUCGAAAAAAGAGGUAUUACUAGCGCACAAAAAAUUCAAAAAUCUCGCUCCAGAAAAGGUUGGGCACAAUAAAAAUGCCAAAUUGUCAAUGAGCAAAAUCUUGCAAUAUCCAGAAUUGCGCGUGAAUCCUUUCGGUGACCGGAUAUGCAAAGUGUUUAGUUCAAGUGAAGAUGGUGAUAUGACUUUCGAAGACUUUUUGGACAUGAUGAACGUUUUCAGUGAUGCUUGCCCCAAAAAGCUAAAAGCAGAGUACGCUUUCCGUAUUUGGGAUUUCGAUGGUGAUGAUAUGCUAGGAGUAUCAGAUUUGAAGCAGGUUAUUGAGCGAUUGUGUGGUGCAGAAAAUAAAUUAGAUGACUCCGACAUGAAAGAGAUCAUACACUGUAUAUUAGCCGAAGCCGACUUCGACGAUGAUGGAGCUUUGUCGUUUCCGGAGUUCGAACAUGUCACUGAUAAAUCCAGAGAUUUUCUUAACUCUUUCCGGAUAAGGCUUUAAAGAAGCACAAAAGGCUUGCCAAUCUCAUAGGUAGUUUGAUUUUUUGUUAGAACGGUAUAAAUUGUAUAUAUGAAUGUUGAACCUUUAGUUCCUUAUUGCGUUACUUGUAAUUGAAUCUGAAAUGUUUGAGUUUUAUUUAAAUUCGUUAGACUGGAUUUUAUUAUUUACCAAUUUAAUUAUAUCAUUUCCAAAAAUUUUUAUAGUGUAAAAUUAAGAGGAAGUGUAUGUUCAAUUUAAUUUUCCAAGCUAAAAUACAAUUAAGUUUAUCUGGAAUAUUUUUGCUUUGAGCAUCUUAAGACUUAUAAUAAUUAUUUCUUAGUAUUUUCAAUGAAAUAUAAUAUCUCGAUCACCAGAUGUAUUCGAAUACUUACUUACUUAGCAUAUUUACAGUAUUAAGAAGCACGAAUAUAUACCAUAAUAAUGGAAUUAUAAACAUGAAUUUAAAUAUAAAAUUAGAAUUAAGAAAACUGCCGUCAGAACCACUUUACAAAUACAUAUAUGUUUAAACGCACUCGAAGAUGGAAGAAAUGGCUUUAAAAAGCAACACUUAGCAACCAGGCUGGCUGAGAAGUAUUGAAAGCGACGUCUAUUAAGCAGUAAAGGAACAAAAUGUUGAACGCCAGAAUUUAUUUUUGUGGAUGUUUUUACAAAGGAAGGUAUUAAGUUUCCUGCAUUGAUGAAAUUAUUUGCUUUGGAAGAUAUGUAAGAAACAAAAAUUCUUAAAAAAGUGGUGAAAGUGUUAAAGAAAUCUUCUUCUUCAUUUCCAACUACGUAUCGAUUUUUUGGCGUUAAAACGUGGCCACACAUGCGUUGAAGUUGAACUUUGUAGUGGAUAAGUCAAGCUGAAUAAAUCUGUCACGAAAUGGCUUCUUGCCUUCAGCAAAUAUUUACAGAAAUAUAAUUAAACAAAUGGGUACAGACGUUAAAAUAAUCGAAAUGAAAAUUGAAUACUAAUAAAUGCAUGCACGGUUGAAUUAGGAACAUAAUCGCGUAUAGUACAGUUUCUAUAGUCAAAAGGAGAUCAAUACAUAAAAGAACUUUUCCAAGCCAUACUCAAAAUGUCGUUGAUAUGGGUACUACAAAUUUGAUAAAAUUUAUCAGAGCUGACAUCAUUUAUGGUUUAUAUCAAUUUAAACAGCUACAGCGAUCACUUCUUUGUAAAAUUAAUUUACAUUAAUUAAAUAUAAAUGAGUAUGCGUGAAACACACACAAUAUGCAUAAAAUGUAGUAGAUAUGCAUUUCGCUAAAAUUGUGCUUUUCAUCCACAGUAAUAUAAAAAUAAUUUAAAUACAAACAAUUUUUUAUGUAUUUUAUAUUCUCACUUCGAUAUUAAAGAGAAACUUAAAACCAUGUACU